Messenger RNA from Salvia splendens (bonfire salvia), 1117 nucleotides. RefSeq lists its product as uncharacterized. The transcript is spliced from 3 exons. Bases 270 to 1046 code for a protein of 258 amino acids. Lineage: Eukaryota; Viridiplantae; Streptophyta; Magnoliopsida; Lamiales; Lamiaceae. The record is from RefSeq and is a predicted model, not a curated record.
AUGAUGGGAACAUAAAAGAAAUAGUAUUAUCACUUGACAAGCACAAAGCAAACAAAAAACACAUAACCAAUGCAAGCAUUGGGCCUGCCCCCAUUUAUCUAUCUACUUUUGAUUUGAAUUACCUUCCAAAAAAGCCUGCGUUACUAUCAAUUAAAUAAAGUUUACCGGCCUAGCAUCUUCACUCACUCCCCUUGGAUAAUACCUAAACCAUAAAAUCCCAUUUGAACCAACCAUAGUUUACUCUGUAAUUAAAAUCUAGGUAGUAGGAGAUGGGAGAUAGGGGAAUAACACUAGCAAAGGCGAAGAAGGAGCUAGAAGACUUAUACCUAGGCGUCCCAGAUGAGUCCGUGAACCUCACUUUUCAAGACUUUGCUCAAGUGAGGCACAACCAAAACCAAAACCAAAACCAAAACAAUGCUGAAAUCAAGAAACUAUCUCCCUCUUCAGCCAUGUCACCCAUCGCCGAGAAAUCGAAAUCUCCUCUCUCAUCUCCCUUGCCCAAGCUUCCUAGCCUCGACUUUAGCAAGGGCUUUCCCAGCCCUCACCACCAUCACCAUCACCAUCUGGAUAUGGAUCAAAGAAGCAUGAUGUAUGAUGACAUGAGCGUCGCUAAUUAUGGAGUGGAGAGAGGAGGGAGGCGCCGCCCCGGGAUCCCCCACUCCAAUAUCUGCGCCCUUUGCUGUAACUACAUAUACAUCUGCCGUCAUCGUUGCCUCGUUUGUGGAAGAGUUUAUUGUAGGCAGUGUGUGAACACUGGGAUGGGGGACAUGACAGAAGGUAGAAAGUGCACUGACUGUUUGGGGAGGAGAUUCAGCCAAAGGUACAUACAUAGGGCGGGUAACAUAGGGUGGUGCAUGGUGUACCCAUCGGUGAUGAAGCAGCAGGAGCUCAAGUGGGCGGAGAGAGGGCCCCGGAGGAGCGGCGACAACAUGAGAAGGCGCAGCCCCGUCCCAUCCGGAACGCCGUCCAGGCACCAUACUAGUAACCCUCCUUCCUUCGUCAUGAACUCCCCCAUGGCCAUUAAUCACCACCCUAUGCCCUUUUAGCUCUUGCUUCAUUUUCUUCAUCCUUUUCAUUUUGGACUUUGUUUGGUGUUUCUCUUUGUUAUGUAUUUAAG